Messenger RNA from Indicator indicator, 1278 nucleotides. RefSeq names its product cleavage factor polyribonucleotide kinase subunit 1 (gene CLP1). Bases 1 to 1278 code for a protein of 425 amino acids. Gene Ontology annotation, molecular function: polynucleotide 5'-hydroxyl-kinase activity. Gene Ontology annotation, cellular component: nucleus; mRNA cleavage factor complex. Lineage: Eukaryota; Metazoa; Chordata; Aves; Piciformes; Indicatoridae. The record is from RefSeq and is a predicted model, not a curated record. Gene Ontology annotation, biological process: tRNA splicing, via endonucleolytic cleavage and ligation. The transcript has 2 exons.
AUGGCUGACGAUGGCGGCGAGGAGAAGAAGCAGGUGGCCAAAUUCGAGCUGGAGCGGGAGACGGAGCUGCGGUUCGAGGUGGAGGCCUCGCAGACGGUGCAGUUGGAGCUGCUCACCGGCAUGGCCGAGGUUUUCGGCACCGAGCUCACUCGCAACAAGAAGUUCACCUUUGAUGCUGGUGCCAAGGUGGCCGUCUUCACAUGGCACGGCUGCACCGUGCAGCUCAGCGGCCGCACGGAGGUGGCUUAUGUCUCCAAGGACACCCCAAUGCUGCUCUACCUCAACACGCACACGGCGCUAGAACAGAUGCGGCGGCAGGCAGAGCGGGAGGACGAGCGGGGGCCCCGUGUCAUGGUGGUGGGGCCCACCGACGUGGGUAAGACGACCGUGUGCCGCCUGCUGUUGAACUACGCUGUGCGGCUGGGCCGCCGGCCCACAUUCGUGGAACUGGACGUGGGCCAGGGCUCUGUCUCCAUCCCUGGCACCAUGGGCGCACUCUACAUUGAGCGGCCAGCUGAUGUAGAGGAGGGCUUCUCCCUCCAGGCCCCCCUUGUCUACCACUUCGGCUCCACCACACCUGGCACUAACAUCAAGCUCUACAACAAGAUCACGUCCCGCCUGGCCGACGUCUUCAACCAGCGCUGCGAGGUGAACCGGCGUGCCUCGGUCAGCGGCUGUGUCAUCAACACCUGCGGCUGGGUGAAGGGUUCGGGCUACCAGGCACUGGUGCACGCUGCCUCUGCCUUCGAGGUGGACGUGGUGGUGGUGCUGGACCAGGAGCGGCUCUACAACGAGCUGAAGAGGGACCUGCCCCACUUUGUGCGCACUGUCCUGCUGCCCAAGUCCGGGGGGGUGGUGGAGCGCUCUAAGGACUUCCGACGGGAGUGCCGGGACGACCGCAUCCGGGAGUACUUCUAUGGCUUCCGGGGCUGCUUCUACCCCCACGCCUUCGACGUCAAGUUUUCUGACGUCAAGAUCUACAAGGUGGGGGCCCCCACCAUCCCGGACUCAUGCCUGCCGCUGGGCAUGUCGCAGGAGGACAACCAGCUGAAGCUGGUGCCGGUGACGCCGGGGCGGGAUAUGGUGCACCACCUGCUCAGCGUCAGCACUGCCGACAGCCCUGACGACAACAUCUCAGAGACCAGCGUGGCUGGGUUCAUCGUGGUCACUGGUGUUGACCUGGAGCGCCAGGUCUUCACCGUCCUCUCACCUGCCCCACGCCCACUGCCCAAGAACUUCCUUCUCAUCAUGGACAUCCGCUUCAUGGACCUCAAGUAG